AUGUCAGUCGACAGGCUCUUGACAGCAGCCUUGCGCGCAUAUCAGGAGCCGCCGAACGCUACAGAGACCAACAAGAUAUUUGCGACGACUACGACCCUGCUCUCCAACUUGAAUAACCCGCUGAAUAUCUCGCUUCUGACUUCACAUGUCCUGACUGCGCGCUCGAUAUGGGAAGCACCGGACGGGUUGAGAACUUGUCUUCGCAUAAUAAGUAUAUACAACACGGGAGCAAAGCACAUCAUCCAGAAUGAGCAGGACAAUGCAAAAUUAGCCUGGGGUCAGCAGCCAGUGGGAAGCGGGUUGCGACCCGAAGCAUGGGCGCGUGCUGUUGCAAAGGGUGCGGAUGAGCGAUCAAGUAGGUGGAAACAUCUCCUGGUCCUCACUGGCAUGCUGCUUGGAAUGGAAAGCGACGAAAGGCGGACACUUUCAUCUGGCCUGCGGUCGACCCUGGAGCAAGCCGUGGUGGCAGCAGCCAACUUUGCACUGGAAGACCCUCCACAGACGCAAGCAUAUGGGGCGAACGCCGUCAUACUGGCAUUGACAUAUGCCUUCCCGAUAUUGUCAGACUGGAAUAAGCGGUCGCUCAACUGCAAUCUAGUAUUGCCGGCUGCAAUAAACGCGAUGAUCCACGUAGAGGGCUUUCAGGAGGGAGAGUUUCUACGCACUAUCUCAGCUGGCAGUGUUGCAGGUCAUGAAGCAUUCUACAGAGCGUCGCCAGACUCUUUCGCUCAUGUGCUUCAAGUCUCAACACAACCUUUGGUUCAGAAUAUGGGCCCUCUAUCACGAGUAGUGGCUUUCGCUGUGGAACACGCUUCCAUGUCGACAGUAGUGCUACAUGCUCAAGAUCAGCUAUUGGCUUUCUCAACCAACCUGCUUGAAAAAUGGAGACUCUGCCCUUUCUCUGCCAUUGACAUAUCCGCCGAGCCUGUGGUUCUUUCGCCUGAAAUACGGGAAGGACCCUGGAAUGUGUUGUGGCAACUUCUUAAAAAGCUCAUGUAUGCUGUCGUCGGGUCUGUACAACCUAUAAUCGGGCGUUGUCUGCUCGAUGCGCAUCUGAGGAAUGAUACGGUAGCACCGAAAGUUGCAUCGAAGAUACUGCAUACGCUACGCAACCUUUACUUUAUUUCUUCACGCGAAGGAUCCGAUGCCUUCCAGGUAUACACCUUCACGUACCUCACCUCCAUCGAUAUUAUCUCUAGGUACCCCCAAGCUUGCGCUGGAUUCCUGCAAGACACACAACCGAUAGUCCCACAAGCGAAUGCGCCGCCACUAACAACUCUGGACCAAUCUCUCACGCUAUUCUAUCUGAACUUGGCAGAGCAUUUACCGCUCUCUCUCCCUACACCUGCCGCCGAGAAUUUGAUUCUCAAUUCCGCAACAUCCCACUUGUCUCUAGCCAACUCGCCUAGAGGAAAUGCGUUGCCGCAAACAUCUCUAACUUUGCCCCUUUUCGAGGCGUCGCAUUCCGCAAUCCUCUCAGUCAUGUCGUGCCCACAGCACGCAGACCUGACCGUCUCCAUAUUACCAUUCUAUGUUGACAAUCUUCUCACUGCAUUUCCUACCCAUAUAUCUUCACGACAAUUCCGACUCGCUUUCAAAACGGUCAUGCAAAUCGUCUCCCCUCCGUUCCCGAUAUCCGCAACGCAUCCAGAGCUUUCGGAGAUUCUUCUGGAAACAUUACAUUAUCGCUCUGCAUCAGCGGGCGUGCUUCCUCUCCCAGCCGAACCUGCUCCAACCUCGCCGUCACCUUUAGCAUCACAACAGGCGCCGGUGGAUCAUGUUCAGCAACCACCUAUCUGCGAACAGACGACGCUAGUCCUCGCUCUUAUCGAUGCACUGCCAUUCUUGCCAUUACAUAUUGUUGACGAGUGGCUGUCACGGACUGCCGGCGCCAUGAACGCUGUGGCAGAUGCCAGUAUGCGCGAGGUGGCGAGGAAGAGGUUCUGGGAUGUAUUAGUCAGUGGUGAGAUGGACGUGGAAAGAGCGGCAAUCGGUGUUGCAUGGUGGGGCACUGGAGGCGGUCGUGAAAUGGUUCUUUUGAAUGCUGUAAGAAUGCAGAAAGAAAGGGGGAAGAGUACAUGA
Truncatella angustata is the source of this 2082-nucleotide messenger RNA. RefSeq lists its product as uncharacterized. Lineage: Eukaryota; Fungi; Ascomycota; Sordariomycetes; Amphisphaeriales; Sporocadaceae. Bases 1 to 2082 code for a protein of 693 amino acids. The record is from RefSeq and is a predicted model, not a curated record. The transcript has a single exon.